AUGAUGCUGAACGAGGCCCAUGAGCCCAGGCAGGUGAAGUUCUUCCAGGAGGGGGCAUCGUUGGCCCUGCCUGAUAACAGUUGCAAGCCAGUGCAAGGGAAACCAAGGCAGCUGAAUGUAGUAGCUGAGAGAGCAUGGGUCUCCAUCUUCCUACAAAUUCAACUCCUGAUACCCUUUAAAUACCAGCUGAGGUUCAAUCUGGGCUUAUCUUUUAAGGAAGGCAGUAGCUUCCUUCCCCCACUCCCAGAAGCCCUCGGGGAGUUUGAGGCGCCAGCGGAGCCGAGUGAGGCCCGGGCCCAGCCUCGGCAGAAAGUGCGCCAGCAGCGUGGGAUGGCGGCGUCUGUGGCUUCGAUCGGGGGCAGUUCCGGCUCCGGGGACCACCCUGAGGGCGCCGACAAGCGUGGGCCCGGAGGCCCGGGAGGGGCAGCAGCCUCAGCCUCAGCCUCAGCCUCGGGCGGCGGGCCCAGCGAGGCAGCCGAGCUGCUGGAGCACUGCUGCGUGUGCCAGGAGCGCCUGCGGCCCGAGCGGGAGCCCCGCCUGCUGCCCUGCCUGCACUCGGUGUGCGGCCAGUGCCUGCUGCUCGCGCCGGCCUCUGUAACGGGUAGCGCCGCUAAGCCCGCCUCCUCUGCGGUCCCCGAGGCCGCCAACAAAGGGGGCGACGGCGCCGUGGUGGACUGCCCCGUGUGCAAGCAGAAGUGCUUCGCCAAGGACAUCGUGGAGAACUACUUCAUGAGGCACAGCGGCGCCAAGGCCGCCCCGGACCCCAAGGAUGCCAACCCGUGCUGCACCAGUUGUGCGAACAAGGCCACGGCCACCAGCUACUGCGUGGAGUGCUCGAAACCCCUCUGUGAGACCUGUGUGGAGGCUCACCAACGCGUCAAGUACACCAAGGAUCACACAGUCCGAUCCACUGGACCCGCCAAGUCCCAUGACGGGGAACUCACUAUCUACUGUUCGGUCCACAAGCACGAGCCCUUGGUUCUCUUCUGCGAGAGCUGUAACACCCUCACCUGCAGAGACUGCCGACUCAGUGCCCACAAAGACCAUCCGCACCAGCUCCUGGAGGAUGCUGUGAGAAGCCAGAGGAAGCUCUUGGCCUCCUUAGUCAAGCACUUGGGGGAUAAGCACGCCACCCUGCAGAAGAACACCAAGGAAGUGCUCACCUCAAUCCGCCAGGUGACGGAUAUGCAGAAGCGCGUGCAGGUGGAUGUGAAAAUGGCCAUCCUGAAGAUCAUGAAAGAACUGAACAAGCGCGGCCACGUGCUGGUCAGCGACGCCCAGAAGCUGACAGAGGAGCAGCAGGAGCGCUUGGAGCGCCAGCACCGGACCAUGACCAAGAUCCAGCAUCACCAGGAGCACAUCCUGCGCUUCACCUCCUGGGCCUUGGAGAGCGACAACAACGUUGCCCUGAUGCUGUCCAAGAAGUUGAUUUACUUCCAGCUUCACCGGGCCCUCAAGAUGAUCGUGGACCCCGUGGAGCCCCAGGGGGACAUGAAGUUCCAGUGGGACCUCAACGCUUGGACCAAAAGCACGGAGGCCUUUGGCAAAAUUGUUUCCGAGGGGAGUGGUCCUGGCUCCGUGGCCCCUCCCCGGCCCCCUGGCAAGUCUGGAGGCAAUCAGACCGUGCACCUGCAGGAGGGCUGUGGGAUCUACCGCCCAGAUGACCCCUACAGUGCUGAGCCUAGUGUGUCGGGGAUGAAACGGUCCAGAUCCAGUGAGGGGGACGUGAGUGGCCUUAUGCGGAAAGUACCCCGAGUGAGCUUGGAACGCCUUGAUCUGCACCUCACAGCGAACAGCAAGCCCCCUGUCUUCAAAGUCUUCCCUGGGACCGCCAACAAGGACUACAACCUCAUCGUCAUCGAGAGGGGGAGCCAGCCAGGGGCCCCGGGGGGACCUCCCAUGCCACCCAUGGCCAUGGUUAAGGAGGAAGAGACCGAGGCUGCCACCGGAGCCCCCCCAGGAGUGGAGGGGCUGGAAACAAAACCUCUGCUCCUGCCUCCCCUGGAGGUCUCAGGACCCGAGGGCCCUCACCUGGCCUCACCCAGGGGCAUCACCAACUUUGGGCUGGGAGUGCUGGGUGGGCCUGAUGCAGCCACGGCAGCCAUUUCCGCCACUAGUGGCCCCGGAGCCGUGGAUGACAGCGCCACCAUCUGCCGUGUCUGCCAGAAGCCGGGGGACCUGGUGAUGUGUAGCGAGUGCGAAUUCUGCUUCCAUUUGAAAUGCCACCUGCCCACUCUGCAGGAGGUGCCUGGGGAGGAGUGGAGCUGCUCCCUGUGCCAGGAGGUGGUGGACUGUAAAGAUGAGGUCCCUCUUCCUAGCCCCGAGAAUGUGGCCUUGACCCCUGAUGGGGACACCUGCCCCACCAAGCUGUCGCCUACUAACCAGUGGAAGUGUGAGCGUGUGCUGCUGGCCUUGCUCUGUCAUGAGCCCUGCUAUCCCCUGCACCGACUGGUAACAGACCCCACUCCCUCAGUGGAGCAGCCGGGCAUCCUGGACCUCACUCUGAUCCGAGCUCGCCUGCAGGAGAAACUGCCGCCCCCCUACGGCUCCCCCCAGGAGUUUGCCCAGGACGUGGGCCGAAUGUUCAAGCAAUUCGACAAACUUACGGAGGACAAAGCUGAUGUCCGGUCCAUCAUCAGCCUUCAACGCUUCUUUGAGACGCGAAUGAACGAGGCAUUUGGGGACACCAAGUUCUCGGCUAUUCUGGUGGAGCCCCUCCCUCCCUCCCCCUCUCCCAGGCCCUGGCCUAGCCCCUCCAGAGCUGGUGGGGGCCCCAGCCAUGGUAACUGA
Dromiciops gliroides (monito del monte) is the source of this 2790-nucleotide messenger RNA. Its product is annotated as transcription intermediary factor 1-beta-like. Bases 1 to 2790 code for a protein of 929 amino acids. NCBI's taxonomy places the organism in Eukaryota, Metazoa, Chordata, Mammalia, Microbiotheria, Microbiotheriidae. Gene Ontology annotation, molecular function: zinc ion binding; protein binding; transcription corepressor activity. The transcript has 3 exons. The record is from RefSeq and is a predicted model, not a curated record.